CUUAACGGUCGUGUUUCCCUUGACCUUGUGUGAACCUGUGAGGAAAAUACUUCGACGAUAGCAGAAUAUAGUAUAAGCAGAAACUAAAUGAGACAAGCACUUUUUACGUGGAAAACCUCCUCGAUGUGAGAAGGAAAAACCACGGGACCGUAGUCCACUCAACAAUCCACUAUAUAAAUGUAUGUGAGUACAACCACGUCCUCCCUGUUCAACAACCUGAACAGAACAGAGACUCUAGCUACAAAGAGCUAUCUCCAACACAAGAUACUACAACAACAAGAGAGCAACACAAAGCUUCAAAACCGGCAGCAACAAGACGACCUCAGCUCACAAGGAUUCCGGCAACCAGAGACUAAUCCCACCGUACAAAUCCAAGAUGAACAAGUCCACAACACGUCUGCCAAAUCUCAGCUCAAUCAGAGAAGAUCUCACCGUCGGAUUUACCAAACACUCAAGACAGCUCUGCUGAAAAACUGUGACGACCAGCUUCACGAAAACCCAGAUAACAGAAGAUCCAACCGUUAGAAUCCAAAUCCCUUCGGUGAACCUCUAACCCACUGACUGAAGAAGCUUCCCACAAAAUAUCAGCCCGAUCAAGAUCCGUUUGACCCUCCAAAUCUGCCUUGACAAACCCAGACGAAAUCUGCCUUCUUCUCUCCUUUUUCUCUCUUUUGUCUUAAGAGUCUUCUUGAGUACUCUUCUUUCUUUUCUUGUGUUAUGUCUGCUGUGUCUAGCACAAAUUAGGUUAAGAGACUUUAUAUGGUAUCUCACUAACCCUAAUAACCUCCAAGGCCCAAUACUAAUCUCAUGGACUAAUACCAAUGGCCCAACUUCCAAGUUUGGUUAUCACCAACCAAACCCAAUGGGUUUCCUCCAUCUAGAAGGAACCCAACAUGUAUUAAGGUUCCACAUUUAGGAGUUGUCAAAGACAGGUUGAAAGACAAGAAAGUUCUUGUUGUCCUUGAUGAUGUGGAUCAGUUAAUACAACUGGAAGCCAUGGCGAAAGAAACUUGUUGGUUUGGUCCUGGGAGUCGGAUUAUCAUCACAACCCAAAAUCAAAAGAUUUUAAAAGCAAGUGGGAUCAACCAUAUAUACAAUGUCGAUUUACCAUCAAAUGAUGAAGCUCUUCAAAUGUUCUGCAUGUAUGCUUUUGGUCAGAAAGACCCUAAAGAUGAUUUGAGAGAGCUUGCUUCUGAAGUUAGGAGUCUUGUAGGUAGACUUCCAUUGGGGUUAAGGGUUAUGGGAUCAUAUUUUCGAGGAAUGUCUGAGCAAGAUUGGAUAGAUACACUACCAAGGUUAAGGAAGCACCUUGACCGAGAUGGUGAAAUUGCCAGUAUUUUAGAGUUUAGUUAUGAUGCCUUACGUGAUGAAGAUAAAAGUUUAUUUCUUCAAAUAGCCUGUUUUUUUCAUUAUGAAAAAGUUGAUAUAGUAGAAGGCCGUCUAGACAAUGUUAUUUGGAUGUGAGACAUGGGCUAUACGUCCUAGCUGAAAAAUCUCUCAUAUCUAUGGAUUCGGGAAGGACAAAUAUGUCUAAUUUGUUGAUCCAACUGGGAAGAAAAAUUAUGCGAGAACAGUCUGAUAGGGAGCCUGGAAAUCGUCAACUUUUGAAUGAAGCCAUCGAUGUUGGUGAAGUGCUCAUUGAUGAUAAAGCCGUUGGUAGCAGUGUCAUUGGAAGAGAUCUUGAUGAGAAGAUAACAUGUGCAAGUGAAAGAGACUUUAUAAGAUUGUCUAAUCAUCAAUUCUUAAGGACCAAAAGAAAUGGCGUUAAUCUGCAAAGUAUGAAUUACAUAUCCCGAAAACUAAGUGUACUAAGUUGGCCGGUGUUCCAGAUGACAUGUUUUCCUUCAAGUUUUAAUCCAACGUUUCAAGUCAGACUAGAGAUGCCAUUUAGCAAGCUUGAGAAAUUGUGGGGAGAAACUAAACCGCUCAAUCUCAAGUGGAUAGAAUUGAGCUAUUUGAAGGAGCUUCUUGAUUUCUCAACGGCCACUAAUCUAUAUGAACUGGAACUCACAGACAGCUCAAGUCUGGUGAAACUCUCUUCCUCUAUUGGAAAUGCAAUUAAACUCCAAAAUUUGAAUCUCAGUCAUUGCUCAGAUCUGGUGGAGAUCCCUUCAUCUAUUAUCACUAAUCUCAAAUCUCUUGAUGUCCAAAAGACUGAUCCAUGGAUCGGGAGAACUGGUCUUCGUAAACUUGUACAAAGCGGAAUGAAGAAGCUGAAAUCACUCCCACCGCUUCCGCUUCCGCUUCCGCUUCCGCUUCCGCUUCCGCUUCCGCUUCCGCUUCCGCUUCCGCUUCCGCUUCCGCUUCCGCUUCCGCUUCCGCUUCCGGAUAUCCAUCUCAGCUUCCUUAACUACUUCAAACUGAAUCAAGAAGCUAAAGAUCUCAUCAUCCAGACGCCGAGUAAUGAAUAUGCGAUCUUUCCUGGUGGAGAAGUGCCUCAGUGCUUCACUUACCGAUCUUUUGGGAGUUCCGUAACUGUGAAGUUGAAUCAAAAGCCUAUUGACACAUCAACCAAAUUCAAGGCUUGCAUCGUAUGUGCUGGUGAGGACGAAAAGGGCUUCAGAGAAUGGGAACGAGCUUCUGUCUGUUGUAGCAUCACCACGUCCGGAGGGAUCGCUCUCUGUUCUUGUCUUAAAAUAAUAGAACAGUUUUUGCCGGGGAAUCUGUACACGUUCGAGUUUGAGGUUGAAACAGAGGAGGUGACUUCCACCGAGCUUGUUUUUCAGUUCGAGGUUGACUAUGCGGAUUUGAUCAAAAAGGGCAAAACGCUGGAGAUAAAAAAAUGUGGGGUUAUGCUAGUAAACAUGAUUGAGAGCUUCGGAGAUGAAAACAGUGGCGGAGCCCUUGACGGAGCUAGAGGGUCAGCUGACCCCUAUCAACUCUUAUAUUUUAUCUAAUGUAGGCAUUUAAUUAUCCCAAUAUACUGCAGUUGAUUAGUUGGUUCGUUUUUAAUGGCUUGAUGUCUUUGUUAGUUUCGAAGCCUCCAAUACUGUUAUAUUACUAUAUACAUUGUUAUGAUCUGAAACAAACCUUGAAGAUUGAGCAAUGUAAGCAUCAUAAGCUCCACGUGUGAGACGCUGCAAUCUAGGCACUGGUAUUAGGAGGAACACUGUUAUGAUCGUAGAUCGUAAGUCUCUGUAAACUCCAAAUCCUCUGCUUUCUUGAACGUAUUAAACGAAUAAAAAAUUCAUAAACUCACA
Messenger RNA from Raphanus sativus (radish), 3200 nucleotides. Its product is annotated as disease resistance protein TAO1. The transcript is spliced from 3 exons. Bases 1506 to 2897 code for a protein of 463 amino acids. Lineage: Eukaryota; Viridiplantae; Streptophyta; Magnoliopsida; Brassicales; Brassicaceae. Gene Ontology annotation, biological process: defense response. The record is from RefSeq and is a predicted model, not a curated record.